Hibiscus syriacus is the source of this 1291-nucleotide messenger RNA. RefSeq names its product protein SRG1-like. The transcript is spliced from 3 exons. The record is from RefSeq and is a predicted model, not a curated record. Lineage: Eukaryota; Viridiplantae; Streptophyta; Magnoliopsida; Malvales; Malvaceae. Bases 73 to 1146 code for a protein of 357 amino acids.
UCAUAGCUUUUGCUACUUGCGAAUUAUCUGCAUUAAGAAAAACAUUGUGCUAUCCCUUUGGAAGAGACAGACAUGGCAUCGAAGGCAUCGCUCGAGGUUAGUUCUUUGCUGGUUCCGAGUGUCGUAGAGAUGGCUAAAGAAUCAUCGACCUCCAUCCCCGGUAGAUACCUUCGAUCCGACAUCGAAAAAGCAGUGGUUCCCAAUGGCGAUCAGGUUCUGGAAAUCCCAGUCAUCGACACGCAGAAGCUGGUUUCUGGUGGACCAAACAAUCCCGAAGUGGAAAAGCUUGAUUUCGCUUGUAAAGAAUGGGGAUUCUUCCAGCUGGUUAACCACGGAGUGGACUCGACUCUGUUGGAGAAUAUCAAGGCGGAGAUCGAUGCGUUCUUCAAGCUUCCGAUGGAGGAGAAGAAGAAAUGGUGGCAGUCACCCGGAAACGCCGAGGGAUUCGGGCAAGCUUUUGUUGUGUCCGAUGAUCAGAAGCUUGAUUGGGGUGACCUCUUCUUCAUGGUCACUUAUCCUCUCCGUCUUCGAAACCCUCGCAUGAUCCCCAGCCUCCCUUCUCCUUUGAGUGAAUUGAUGGAGCGUUACACGUCCGAGUUAAACAAUCUAUCAACAGGUAUGUUAGAAAAGAUAGCAGAAGCCCUGCACAUGAAAGCCGAGGAAAUGAUGGAAUUCGUCGGAGAGGGAAGGCAAACGAUUAGGAUCAACUGUUACCCCCCAUGUGAGCUGUCUGACCAGGUCAUGGGACUCACUCCUCACUCGGACGCCACACUCAUCACCAUUUUGCUUCAGCUCAACGAUGUCGAUGGUCUCGAGAUAAGGAAAGAUGGGAAGUGGGUUCAAGUUCAACCCCUCCCGAAUGCCUUCAUUAUCAACGUCGGCGACAUUUUGGAGAUCAUAUCGAACGGACGGUACCGUAGCAUCGAGCAUCGUGGGACGGUGCACCCGGUAAAGGAACGGCUCUCGUUCGCGACGUUCUUCGGGCUGGGGUUAGAUGGCGAAUUUGGCCCUGCACCGAGCUUGAUCUCGGAACAGUCGCCGGCAAAGUUUACGAGGGUGAAAGUUCAAGAAUUCUACAAAGGCUUGUUCUCUCGUAAGCUUCAGGGGAAAGCUUAUGUUGAUACCUUUAAAAUUCAACGGGAUUGAGGAUUAAAUCAGCCGAUUUUCUAGUAAUCACGGAUCAAGUCUCUACUCUUUAGAAUAAACUGCAUAUACAUGCAUGCAUGAGUGUGUUUUAUAGUAAACUAAAGCAAGUAGUAUACUUGGAUAAACUUGCAAAAAUAUAUGUUGU